This is a messenger RNA of Alligator mississippiensis (American alligator), 5173 nucleotides long. RefSeq lists its product as uncharacterized. The coding region runs from base 3208 to 4677 and encodes 489 amino acids. Gene Ontology annotation, biological process: negative regulation of gene expression, epigenetic; protein localization to heterochromatin; negative regulation of DNA-templated transcription. Gene Ontology annotation, cellular component: nucleoplasm. Lineage: Eukaryota; Metazoa; Chordata; Crocodylia; Alligatoridae. The record is from RefSeq and is a predicted model, not a curated record. The transcript is spliced from 13 exons.
AUCUGCUUGUAGCUGUAACGCACGGGCACAUCCCUCGGCUCCCGGUGCCGGGGAGAUGCGCUGGUGGUAGCCCCCCAGCGAGGCGCUAGGACCCAUUCAGCAGCCGGGAAGGGGGCGGUGGAGGUUGGUGUGCUGCAGAGCCCAGAUAAGCAGGCGGAUGGGGCUCAUCGGGCUGCAGGGGCCGGUGCUGGGAGCACUGGGGAAAUUGCACAAGAAAUCGGGCAGCGAUGGGCUGGGGCCGGGGGCUUGUGCAAGACGAGGGGCUUGGAUGGGACCCACAGGGGAGCUGGGACCUUGUGCUGCCCCUCCAUUUGGGGAACCGAUCCCCUGCCCGCUAGACCCCUGCGCCCUCAGCAGCUAUUGAGCAUGAGCAGGGCAGUGAGGGGCACGGCCUCUGAAUUGGAGCUGCCUAGACCUUAUGCCACAGCUGCAAGGGGGAGAGAGCAACCGAGGAAAAACCCAGACCCAGGUCCCUCGCUUUCAGCAGCCGCUCUCUGCCCUCGUGUGACGCAGGAGAUGGAUGGGCUGACCCCGUAAAGGACCAGGAGGCCGAAGCGCUAGAGCCUUGUCUGCAAGCUGGAAGGGAGUGUACGUAGGGGCUGCCUCCUUCCCCCAGGAGAGUUGAUGGCAAGGGCAGGCCGGGGGAGGAUGGACAUAGAAAAUGCGGGAGGAGCCAGGCACGGGCUGGUAGCAGCAGGAUCUGGUACACGCAGGGGUGCAGAGGGAGAACUGGUCUGGCCUGCCUGCAUUGGGCGACACUGGGCUUGCACACCCACCAGUUUAGGUGGUUCCCAGUUUAGGUGGUUCCCUUUCAAAUUAAGCAAGCCUUCUGUAAAGCAGUCAGUGCCACCAGGUUGUCACUAGUGCAUUUAUCUCGUCCCUUCUGACCCCCGCCAGCCUGUCCUAGUCUCUGCAUCCCAGGCACUCUGUACUUGUUUCUAGCUUCUUUAUUUCAAAGCUGAAGUUAAAGGCUUAGAUGCCAGGCAUAAAGAAACUGUGCAGCGUGCCGGCAGAGGUGUCUGGUUGUGUGGCACCUUAGCACCUGGGCAGGAAGUGAGUAGAUGAGAAGCUUGGCUUUCACUGAAAGAAAAAACCGGGGUGUUUGAUUUUGGGUGGGGGAGGCAAGCAGAAAGAACCCCCAAGGCAUCAUUUUGGAGAGUUCGACCCAUGGCUCUUGAGCAUUUGAGGUGAGCAAAGCUGCCUUUUUGUCUUGUGAAAACAGCAUUUAAUCUGUGCUCUGGGAGCACUUUAUAAAGGAGCAUAAAUUCUGGCGUUUCUGCGUUGCCGGGAGGAAACUGAGGCCCAGAGAUGGGCGGUGACUCCCCCAAGAUCACAGGUAGGCCAGUGGCUGAGCUGCCUGGUCCUAGGUCCUUCAGACCCUGCUCGCUGGCUGGGGUUUGCUUCUGCAAUCAGUCUCUCUCCUUUCCGUUGUGGCAGCUCUCAUGAGUCACACACGUGAUGUUCAUUUUGCCCUUUCUUUUUAGUCAAGUUUCCACUUCCAGGCCCUGGAUGCUGCCCGGCUUGGGUUGCAAACCCCAAAAGGAAUGUGGGGUGGUUGGAAAAUCAUUGCAUUGUUCUCUUUGGUGCAGUCUCACAUUUGCAGCUCGCAGGCGAUGUACAAGCGCUUGACUGCAACCAGUAAAAGGGCCUGGGACAAUAGUGCCCAAUGCACUUAGCAGGAGCAAUUCAAGUAACAGGGCUCCUGUCCAGGAGUGGAGCCUGCCCAGCUCCUAUCUGUCCCGGGAAAGCCUGAGAGCAAGCUGCAUCCUGUAGACUGGGCUGGGAAAACUGCCUUCCUUGAGGGGGUGUGAAGACUUGGCACAAUAGGCUUUGCUGUGGGAGUACAGGGAAGACAACAGGCUGCUUGAUACAGCUCCUGGGGUUUCAUAGUUUUAUAGUUUCAUAGUUGUUAGGGGCUGGAAGGGACCUUACAGAUCAUCGGGUCCAGCCCCCCUGCACUUGGGCAGGAAAGACUGCUGGGAUCAGAUGAGCCCAGCAAAAUGGGCAUCAAGUCUGCUUUAUAGCAGACUGCAGUCAGUGGCCGGGCGAGCUUCGAAUCAGGCUGGCGGUCAGAAGUCUCCAGUGCUUCUCGGCAGCACCGGGGGCACCACGGCGUGCUCAUUUUAGAAGGGCCCCUCUCACCGCCCCAUGCCAACAGCUUUGGCUCUGCUUUGUGCCAAAAGUGCCGCUUGGCAUGGGGGGUGCCGAUUUCCUUACGCUGGUUCCUGCCGGUGCCGAUAACGUUGACGUGCUGGGUUUCCCAUCAGGAAGCGCAGACCUGCCCACUUCCGCUGUUCAGUUCCUGAGGCUGGAGCCCUUUGUGGAAUACGGAAAUUUCCUCUGCUGGACUCGUGACCGUCCCUGUGGGGUGGUGACAAAAUGCAGCGGGCAACCCUCAGCGAAGCAGUGAGUUGUGGGCGAGGGACAGCAGUAUGGCACCUGGCACCCUGGGUGCCAGCUCAGGACUGGGACACUUGGCCAGUAGAUUAGGAGGACAGCCUGUGCAUCAUAAAUACCAUUGCUGCCUUGAGGGAAGCAGCUUGUAUAAUGACUCCCCAUCACCCCUGAGGGUCAUUAGUGGAGUCUGACCCCUGGGCCAGCAGCACUUAGCAGAUAAGUCUCUAUCCUUAAAGCUAGAGGAGUGACCAUGUGAUGUGGCAGCAGUAGUAGGGUGUUCUCCUAGAGGCCAUUGGGGUUUCUGCUGACAGUCAGAAGCUUUGUGUGAUUGCAGUCAGAUUUGUCUAACCCAGGUGAGAAGCCCUGUUCAGACACAGGCUAGCGCGCUGGAAGAAAAGGGUUAGCUGGCCCAGCUGUAGCUUGGGCUUCAGCACACGUUCAGAUGUGUGACCCAUGUGCCUGCCUCGCAGCACUUGGGCCCCUCCAAAGCAAGGCAGGGAAGCUGCGUGUGGCACAAGAGAGGUAAGUAAUAGUCGCUGCGUGGAUGUAGGGCAGGAGACCAAGUGAGACCUGUGCGAAAGGGGGAAGCGGAAAUGCGUUCUGAUAAGAAGGGUUCAGUUAGGAAGUGGAAACCGCAGAGUGAUCUCAGACAGCUGCAGCAGAAGUGGGGAUCUGAGAAGUGGCAGUGCUGGGCAUGCGGGCUUCCUGGUGUCCCCUGGGGAAGGACCUGCUAGCCGGCCUGGGCCCUUUCUUCUGUUUCUCUGCUGCUGACCCAUUGCGUCCUCCUCCGUUCUCCUCAGGACCUGAGCGAUGAGGAAAUCCUCACCUAACCAGAGGUUCCCUAGAAGAGGCCACCCGAGGAGGUCCGGCCCACCGCACAGGGAGCCUCACCCCCGUGAUUUCAGACCCUUUCCACACACCCCUGACUUCCCCAGGGGCGACGAGCGCCACGGCUGGGCACCCCAUGACCAUCUGGAGCCGGCCAGAUGGGAUUAUGAGCAAGGGGAGUGCGCAGAUGAGUGGUGUUCGCCCUGUCCCCAGGACUUUGAAUGCUCCCCCUGCCCCCCAAAUGACGAAGACUGGGGGUGGGAGUUUUAUGACGACUGGCAGCCGCACAUGUGGGAUUACCAGCACAGGAGACACGAAGACGAGUGGCACUUGAACAUGCCCCCUGAUGAGCACUGCCUGGAGCCUUUCAUGUUCAAUGUGUCCCCGCACCCGAUGGAGGAGUAUUGCCACAUGGAUGCACCGCUGGGAGACCAAGAGGCUGCCUGCUUUCCUCCAAGCUAUCGGGGCCGUGGCUGGAAACCUCGCCGGGGCCGGGGCCGGGGCCGUGGCAGCCGAGGGAAAUUCUCUUCUCAAUACCACGGUUUUCCGCCCCGCAAAGAAAAGUUCAAGUCCUCCAGGCUGUCAGAUUCCUACUCCACAAAGAACCUCAAAGUGAUCCAGCUGGAGCCCAUACAGGAGGCCAGCAAGCAUCCCAGCCAGGCCAGCUCUACCACGGAAGCUGACCACCCCUCAUCUGAGGCCACUGAGCCACUUGAUCCCAUAAGGCCGGAGAAAACGGAGCUGGUCCAGCUGGGAGCUAGUCUGGAGGCUGCAGACUGUCACAGCCAGGCCUGGUCUUCUCUGGCAACUGAGCCAGUCCCGAUGGAAGAUCCCCAUUUCCCGCAGGGGAAGGAAAUCAAGCUGGUCCAGCUGGAUGCCAGCUGCCAGGCCACGGAGAAUAGCAGCCAACCUGCCUUUGAUGCGCUUCCUGAGCCCUCCACCCCACCGGGGACCACAGAGGACCUGUGUCCUGUGAAGCUAGAAGGAAUGGACGUGUGUCUCCCGCUGCAGCUGGAAGCGAGCCAUCUGGCCAUGGAUCAUCCCGUCCAGGCUACGUCUGCUCUAGCUACCGAACCCCCAGCCCUGCCUGACACCACAGAGGAUCUGCAUCUGCUGAAAAUGGAAGAGACUGAGAUGGACCAGCUGGGCACUGGUCUGGGGGCUGUCAACUACCAGCACCAGGGCUCUGUUGCUGUGUUCACACCGCCUCUGAGCACUGAGGACCGUCGCUCUGCAGCUAUACUGGCCAGGAAGGAAGAGAUCGAGCUGUCCUACCAGCAGUUCAGUCUUACCAUCGCAGUGGUGGCCACCAUGCUGCUGCAGAAGGAGCCCUCCAUGGAGGCCGCGAUGGGCUCGGCACUGCGUGCCAACCUGCAGCAGGUCAGGGGCCAUUACCUGCAGGAGCUGGAGAAUUUCAUUGACAGCUACGACUCAGCCGCCACCAGCUCAUGAGACACCGCACGGCUGGAGACACCUGUCCUUGGCUCUGGACCAGGUCAAGGGAGCGGUGCCUGCUGGAGGCUGAGGCCAGCCAGAUGCUUCUGUCAGCAGCAAUGGAGGGACCUGCUGGGAUUGUAUGAGCAGCCAGGUGGCACAGACUGAGGGAGAAGGGCUCAGGGGCCUCAUUAUUGCUCUGUAUUGGGCAGUGGGGUCUGGUCCUGAAAUGGGAAAGGGGCUGCUGGCUGGGGGGUGACCACUCUGAGAAGCUGCAGCCAUGGGGUUGAAGGGCAUGGGAAGGAACUGGCGCAGCAGCACUAUUGGUGCAGGGUUGUCUUGGAAGCAAAUUCCUGGACUCCUGGCAGUUUUUCCCAGCCUGGGGCUGGGUUGCAGCCUCGUGGCUUUACCUGGGUUCUGGGCAGGGAACCCUACGCGGGGCCUGGCAGCUGGCCUGGGGCUUGUGCAGUUUUGUUAAUGGAGAAAAAUAAAACAGUGGAUGAAAUUCCCCAUC